Molecule: messenger RNA, 2142 nt
Organism: Penicillium argentinense
Lineage: Eukaryota; Fungi; Ascomycota; Eurotiomycetes; Eurotiales; Aspergillaceae
Product: Zn(II)2Cys6 transcription factor domain-containing protein
Exons: 3
Coding region: 1-2142 (713 amino acids)
Biological process (GO): positive regulation of transcription from RNA polymerase II promoter by galactose; DNA-templated transcription
Cellular component (GO): nucleus
Molecular function (GO): DNA-binding transcription factor activity, RNA polymerase II-specific; zinc ion binding; RNA polymerase II cis-regulatory region sequence-specific DNA binding
Source: RefSeq, a predicted model, not a curated record
AUGGCUGAAUCGAACAAGGCGCAUGCGUGCAAUGAGUGUCGACGACGAAAAGCACGAUGCUCGCGCGAGCUACCAGUCUGCGCGCAAUGUCUCCAAUGGCGCCGGCACUGCCUGUAUGAAAAGCCGAAGCGGAGUCCUCUGACGCGCAAAUAUCUAACCGAAGUCGAGGAAUCCCUCCGCAUCACCACGCAAAUCAUCCGCGAUCACGGCCUCAACGUCGACCUCGAUGCCGAAUUGGCGCGCGCAAGAAAUGGAACAAGUCAGACUUACCGGCCGUCUCCUCCAAAGAGUGAGGUGACCACGCCACCGGGCGGGUUGAAGAGAUCCCGGAUGGCAACGGAUGAGCCCGUUGAGGACCGGGACAAAUCGCCGGAAUACACACAGAUCGAAUCUGGCAUCUUCGAGCCUUGUCUGGAGAUGCUGAUCUCAGAUGGCAGUAUUGAGGAGCCUGUUCCCACGGACUUUCUUCCAACCGCCACUACCGACAAUCCCGUGGCAAAUGGAGCUGAUUAUGACUGGGACGAGAGGAAUACUGAAGCGCAGAGCUGUAUUGACGGCAUGGCGGCCUUGUCCAUCCAAGGAGUACGGCCGGGAUACCUCGGUCUGGCAUCUGGAGCGGUGCUGCUUCAUCUCAUCAAAAGCCACUUCACAGACCCAUUCUCCGCUGCGUUGCCAAAUACAUCACAAUCCAACCCCGAGACUGAACCGUCGCAAAAAGUGCAAGUCAACUUGCAGCGUGAGAUUCCCCCGCACAAGAUCGAGGCAUAUGUCGCCAGCUACUUCAACGAAUACCACACCAAUUACCCUCUCGUCCACCAGGGACUCUUUAUGGCCCACUUCCAUGAGAUCGUUCCCAGGCCAAAGUAUGGAUGGACAGUGUUGAUGUACAUCGUCGCUGCCCUAGGUGCAUUUAUGUCAGCCACGUCCCCCAACGACGACGACCUCGUCCUAUACCAAUGCGCUCGCUCCCACCUAUCCGUCGAGAUUCUCGAAGUCGGCAGCUUGACUUUAGUGCAAAGCCUCAGCCUCAUCUCAAACUACCUCCAAAAGCGCGACCGUCCCAACUCAAGCCACAACUACCUCGGCCUCGCCGUCCGCAUGGCCUACGGCUUAGGUCUACACAAAGACCACCCAAGCGUGGAAGGAAACCUCCUCUACCGCGAAAUCCGCCGUCGAACCUGGUGGUGCCUGUACAUCUUCGACGCCGGCUCAACAAUAACAUUCAGCCGACCCCUCGCCAUCCCCUCCGCCGGCAUCGACUCCAAGCUCCCCCUCAACAUAUCUGAAAGCGAUCUAACCGUCUCAGCAACCGUCGCGCCAGAAAGCAUCAACGCCCCAACAAUCUACACAAACGUCCGCGUGCAGUCCCAAUUCCACCUCCUCACAAACCACAUCUACAACCGGAUAAUCUCCAAGCCCUCGCCAUCCGCCAAACAAGUCCUCGAAUGGGACGACUUCUACAUGACAAAAUGGCUCAAUCUCGUCCCGGAAUACUACAAAGAGACCGCCACCGUCCCCGUCCGACACCAAUUCGCACAUGCAAUCAUGACCUGGCGAUACAAGCACUUCCGCCUAAUAAUCUACCGACCCUUUCUCAUUCAGAAAACCCUCCAAAUAGCCCGCCCACAAACAGCCUACUUCAACGCAUUCCCGAUCCCACCCAGCAACAUCGAAACCUCUCCAGCAUCACAGCCCUACAUCGACCUAGCUUGCGAGCGCUGCCAGAAAGAAUCCCACGAAACAAUCACAUGCAUCGACAAAUUCUGGAACAGCACAGCCCACACCCGCAUGGCGUGCUGGUACGCGCUAUACUUCCUUUUCUCCGCAACACUGGUCCCCGUCAUUCUGCUGCAUAGUGAGCCGCAGUCACCGCUUGUCGAGGCUUGGCAGGAGGAUAUCGAUAAGGCGAUUGCGAUUAUAAAGAGUAUGGUUGGUUUGAGUCCCUUUGCGGGACGUUGUUUUGAGACGUUAGAGCGGUUGAGGAAUGGGGUUGCGAGUCCGGGUCCCGAGAUGGGUGAGACGGUGCAGGAGAUGCCGACGCUGUCUGAUCCGUUGAAUCAGAUUCCGCUUGCACAGUUGUUUUCGAGUUCGACGGGGUGGUUUGAGGUGCCGGAGGUCUAUUUUGAGGAGCAGAUGUGGUGA